Molecule: messenger RNA, 2841 nt
Organism: Diaporthe batatas
Lineage: Eukaryota; Fungi; Ascomycota; Sordariomycetes; Diaporthales; Diaporthaceae
Exons: 1
Coding region: 1-2841 (946 amino acids)
Molecular function (GO): protein binding
Source: RefSeq, a predicted model, not a curated record
AUGUCCGGCCACUCCAGUCCAUCCCCACCACCAGCUAAGCGCCGCAGGAUGUCACCGAGUCCGCCCGCCUCAAGUUCAGCCUCGAGUAUCCCCGUACCCGAGACUUCUGGCUCUGUCCCCAGCACAACCACCAAUGCUGGGCCAGAUCCCAUGAUCUCUGCUUCUACCAUGCCUGAAGACGAAAUUACCGACGACAUCCCGACGGAUGCCUUGCUCGGUCACCCUCAGAAUGAGGUAUCCCGUGCCACAUGGCCGCUCGAUGCCGUGCCCGUUGAGAUCUUCAACCUGAUCAUUCGGUACCUCAAUCGGAAGGAUGUUCAGGCAAUGCGACUAGUCUCCCGCGAGUUCGACUCCAAGCUUGCCGAUUCUUUUUUCCGAAAUGUCGUGGUUCCAUUUCGUCCAGAAUUUGAAGCACUCUACGGGACUUUGGACGUUGAUCUGGGAUUCUCGCCGGAGCAACAAAAGUAUGGCUUGGUGUUGAAGAAGAGAACUGACGAAUCCUCCGCGAUCGAGGCCGGCAACGACAGCAAAGCUCGGGACAAUCCCACGGCGAUGGGUGACGAGUCUCUGCUCUCUGAUGGGUACCGAGUCUUUGAGCAAUUCGGUCCGACUCAUAUUCACAAGUUCGCUCUGGCUCUCGAACUGGACGAGCUGGAUUUGGCUUGCCCGCCUGUCAAGCUCAAUCAAGAAAUUGUUCCCGCUCCGUGGGGUCUUUAUCGUUGGCCUAUCGCAGAGUACCAGCGCUAUGCUCAACUAGAGGGCAUAGAGAAACUUGCGGACGAGACCGGGCACAUGAAGAGGGCUUUUCAGUCACUCCGAGUCGUCAGCGAGAUUGGCCUCUCUUGCGAUGCUGGUCUAGGUUACCUACAGGGCCCAGACACUAAUGCAUUGUGUCGUCGUCUUCAACCCCCAGUCUUCCGACCGCCCAUCUACGACGGUGCUGAGGCCAACCCAGAAGAUCAAUUAGAUGAGGAUAGCGAUCGGUCCAUGGGUCUCAUCAUUUUGAAACAUAUGGCUAUGAACGCAGGUUAUGAUUCCAACGAGUGGCCCAGGGCUGUCCUUCGCCUCCUCGAGGACGAAGGCCGUGCAGUCCGGUGGGUCGAACACGUCUCUGCUUCUGGAGCGCCCUCUCAUAAGAAGACGCCGCUCUUUGAGACAACUAAAGACACCACAAAGGAGAAGUUGAUUGACAUCAUCGAGCGCCUGCUUGGCGAGGACCCCCAGAGCGACAAGGCAACGGGCGCAGCUCACGCGCAGGCAUGCGGUCUCGUCCCCAACAGCCUCACAGCCUCCCAGGUUGAGAUGCUGCUGGAACUCGAGUGGGCUCACCGAGCUCUCAUGGACUCCUACGUCAUUGCUGUGAUGGAUAACAAGGACUCAUUCCAGGCCCUCAACACACUGACGAUCGCACGCUGCUCAGGUCAGCAUGUUCCUUCCUUGAUGAAGGAAGAUUUUUGGGAGGCCAUGACCUGCCUGAAGUCGUUCAACCUUGGCGUGAUUCCAGACUGGCGCCGGCUCCACAAAGACGACACAGGUGGUGUUUCCCAGCGCCGCAUCAGUCCGAUCGACAGCUAUGGAGCUGUCUUCAGCCUACUGCACAACUUCGUCGGCGAGCAGGAGAACAUCAAGCACGUGUCCUUUCAAUGGAUCUCUGGCGGCGAGUUUGCCAUAGGGAAGAGUCAGCGUGACCGCUACAUCAUGCCUGCUCCUGUGCUUUCAAACGCUGCCAACAUGACCGACUUGCAACAUGAAUUUGGCGAAAAUGAUGUCAUCAGCUUACCUUAUGUCGACAAGCUCUCUCUGAAGAACUGUUGGUUUACACCCCAUGUGUUUCUAAAUGUCGUCAAGAGGUUGUCGAGAGAGACGCUGAGAGAUCUCGAGCUCGAGUCUGUUUCUCUGACAGGGCCCCCUUCAAAGGCCAACGAAGCCAGCGUGCAUCCCGGCGCACAGGGAAAGCCGUUGCACUGGCCUUGGCCUCUUUGUGCCGGAGCGGAACCUGGAAGUUGGUUCCAACUUCGGCGAACGGCUGACAACAACCAGAAUAACCAAAUCAACAAUGCCCCCGCUCCUAAUGUCGCCUUCCCUGCCCCGCCCCCUGGAGCUGGCCUGCCUGCUGCAGGUGCUUUUACUGCCCACCAGACAAUUCACUUUAACAACCACGCAUGGAUCGCCCAGCAUUCAUCUGGCGCUGUCGCCAUCAAUGAGACUUCAGCUCCUGCGCAGCAGUCUACACAAACUUCGGGCAUCUCUCUGUGGCGUUGCUUCUCUUGGCCACAUAUCCUUGCCAGCCUAAACAUGUCCCCGGAAGCAGUUCACUCCCACCUUAAAGGCGUGGACCCGGAGGACAAGCACUACCACAAAAUGAAGACGCAUGAGCAGUAUUUCUCCAGAAUAUUCAACCAUGUUCAUGAGAACCGCGGUGAAACCGAUCGGUUGAAAACGAUCACGCUCAAGUCUUGUGGUUAUGCCCUCAUCGAUGCACCGCACAUUAGCAACUGGAGGAUCAUUCCGAGCGAGCCACUGCUGGUGCAGCACGACCCCGAUCUUCUAGGUCAACUGAAAGAGCUUGAUAGUCAGAUGCUGAUCUGCAACGAUGGUCUUCUCGGCAAGACUCUCAAUUACAUCCCGGAAGCGGAGCAGCGGAUUCUGAGCCGGAUUUUUGGACUUGGGUUCGGCUGGGAUGAUCUCUACGACGAGAUCGUCACGCAGAUCGCCGUCGUGGAUGGCAACCCGAGUCCUGGCCUCGGUCGUUUCCACGGCAAUGUGAGCAGUUCUGCCGAGAUGGAGGCUAUCAGUCUCAAGUCCAAGGGAAAGCAAAUAGCAGUGAGCCACAGUACUUAG